Oncorhynchus tshawytscha (Chinook salmon) is the source of this 4992-nucleotide messenger RNA. RefSeq names its product nuclear fragile X mental retardation-interacting protein 2. The record is from RefSeq and is a predicted model, not a curated record. Lineage: Eukaryota; Metazoa; Chordata; Actinopteri; Salmoniformes; Salmonidae. The transcript is spliced from 4 exons. Gene Ontology annotation, molecular function: RNA binding. The coding region runs from base 466 to 2133 and encodes 555 amino acids. Gene Ontology annotation, cellular component: nucleoplasm; cytoplasmic stress granule.
CACCGACUUGAUACAAAUGAUCCGCUUGUACACGCCCAAACGUAGCUCAGAAAUGAAGUCAUGGGCGUUGAUUGGGAAUGUUUUGGCUAUGCUACUGGCUAGCUAGCUAGCUAGUUUAACAGGGGAAGCAGCCUUCGUGGAUUUGCAUUUAAUUUGCACUUCAAUGGAGGACCGGACCGAUGGAUGGUUAUCUGAGGGAUGUUUGAAGCAUGUAGACGAGAGUCACCCCGGGCCACCGAACGCAUGGGUAGAAAAUGAUCAACAGCACCAGUACGAGGAAGCGCAGACGGAGAAAACGGGUCCGAAUGUCCCUCCAUAAUCUACUACAGUACUGUAGCAACAAACUUUUGAGCCGUCACUAGCCAGCUUGCAGCUAGCUAACUACACAGCUAGCUAUUAUAUAAAACGUAAUGGAAAAAUAAAUGGAAGCCCAGUGGAGAGAGAACACCCCUUCUGUUCCUGUGGAUGCCCUUCAUUACUCAAGCAGCAAACAACUUGAAACCCAAACCUCCCUGGAAGCUCCUCGCCACUCACACAAAAGGCAGUAGCAAUAACCAUUUUAAGAACAGUAUGAAUUGCAAAAAUGACACGCCUUCAGAGUUGAAAACACAUGAUGGCAAGAGCGAGUCCAUUGCUUUAACAAAUGGCGUUGUGCUCCUCAAACCUGACCUGUAUGCUAACGGCUACCCCAGCAUGCCUGGACCAGACAGUGGUGGCAGUGGUUCUGAGAGUGGAUACAUCACUCCCAAGAAACGCUGGGCUCAGCGGAGUGCAAUGGCAGAGGAGAGUGUGACUGCUCGGCAGGAGAAGGCUACGCUUCAGGCAGUUAUGGUCACUAACAAACAUGACACGGAGCCUCACACUCCAGAGGCUGCUGAUACAGCAGCAGGCUCACAGUCUCCCAUUUCCAUCACAAGUGUCCCACCUGUGGCUCAGGUUGGUGAACUACACUGUAACAACUCUGACGGCAAGGCUGUUGCAGGCUCUGUUAAAAAGCUGGAAGACAGACUAAGCAAAGCUAAGCUUACCUCCACAAAGGAUUCAUGGACCCUCUUUAAACCACCCCCUGUCUUUCCUGUGGACAAUAGUAGUGCCAAGACAGUGCCCAAGGUCAGUUAUGCAAGUAAAGUGAAAGAGAAUCUAAACAAAGCAGGUGACACCUCCCCUCCCCAGUCCCAGGUGCCCACCAGACUCUCCCAAGUCCCCAUGUCUGCUGUCAAAACCAUCACCUCCCCUAGCUUCACCAAUGGACUCCUAUCUGGAGAGGGGGAUAGCUGCCCCCUCCCUGUGCCACUUUUCACCACUACUGUUUGCACUGGAGCAAUGCAUGUCUCCCUUCCCCGCAAGUGGGAGAACGAAUCAUCCUUGUCCAGCAACGGCACUAAUAUGUCGGGCACCUCCUCCGUUACUACCAGAGAACUGAGAAAGCCCAGUCUCCUUGUUUACCCCCUGGCCACUUCAAAUAUGCAACCAGCCCUCCCCAGCACCCACCAAGUGGACUCACCUGCCUCUAAGACAAAUCCCAAAGCUCUGGUGGACAUUUUCCAGAACCAGUGGGGGCUGUCGUUCAUCAACGAGCCCAGUGCAGGGCCCGAGGUGUGGCCGGCAGUGGGGAAGCCAGCCUUGAAAGGCCAGAUCGUGGAGAUCACCUUUCAGGGAGGUGGCCCUACAGCUUUGCCUCUGCAGGUCUCUGCCGCCUCCUCUCUGAGACCUGACAAGCCCCUCUUCCCAAGAGCUUACAAGCAGGACAAACAAACUAUGUCCCAAGUCCAUAGCAGUGUUGGGAAAUCAGACCCUCACUUGGCUCCUGGCCCUGAUGCUGCGCUGGGAGGCCAAGCCUCUGGCACAGACACUCUGAUUGGUGAGGCUGGGAGUAGAUGUGCCGUAGUGUCCUCUUCUAAGGACCCUGGUGCUGAGUUGCCUCUUGCCUCCCCUGCUCAUCCUGUGUCUGCUCUGGUGAAGGAGCACAGCCACCACAAGGGUUGUGACUCAAGAUCUUGGGGAGCGUUCGAUCUAAAAGCUGCUGUUAUCUAUCACACUAAAGAGAUUGAAUAUAUUCAGAAUUUACAAAAACAAGAUUCAAAAGGAGUUGUGUUCUAUGAGCAGUCCAAGGAUGGGCCUGUUAAGUCAUGACUGAGUGCUACGCCCUCUCCUGGCCGCUGCCUCAUGAAUUGGUUCCUUCUCCUUUCUGAGACUCAUGUGCAGGACUAACUUGAUGUGAGCAGCUUGUGCUGUAGAGGGGGGGGGGGAUCAGGCACAGUAUAGCAGCGACAGAGACCACAAUGAGCCUCUUACAGGGAUGCUGUCAUUCGGGAGAUUACAGGUUGGUUGAACAGUGGGGGAACAAAACUGUUUGACAGGAAACGUGUCAGCAAGAGUGACUCAUACAUUUCGCUCUCAAUUCCCAUGUUCAGAGAGAGGCUUGUUGAGGACAUUAAGUGACGUGGGAUGCUCAGACAGUCAAUCACCACCUCGGCAUUCCCGCCACAUCUUUGGAAUCACAGGAUACUCUCAGCCUGUCUUGGAAGAUGAAACAUUUUGAUUUCUUUAGGAAUUCAAAAUGUUCAUAUUUGACCUUUAAGUUAUCACAGGUGUGUAAUUUUGAAUUCAGACUGAAUUAAAUGGGAAAGGUUUGAACGUUUUAGAAUGGUUGCCUUCUAGAUGUGUAAACCGUGUGCUGCAAGGUGAAAACAAGUUGGGGUUUUCUGCUUGUAUUCUAGGUUAAAUGCAAGCAACCAAAUAUCAUGGGGAAGGCUUUUGUAAGCUCCUGCAAAACAUAUAUUUUGGACUUUUGGUUCACAUGUUAUUUUUACCUUAUAACAGAAUUACACAUUUGAAAUCCCAGGUCAUUGGGUGGGUAGAUAGAUGGAACUUGUUCAAAUUAUGAGAAUAUGCGUCCCUCUCCCAUUGAGGCCUAGGUCUGUACUGGCUCAAAGUUCUGUUUAAAUUCUUUGGGCUCUGUUAAUACCGGACAGUUUUUUUUGGGAUGGUUUUUCUCAGGAUGUGUGGUGGUGGUUACCAACACUGCAGAGGCUAUACUUUUUCAUUUUUAUAUUUUCUGUUAAUCAUCCAGUUUAUAAAUCCAGGUUAUGCUUAACAUGCUACAUCUACGUACCAUCUCAAUGCUCCAAUGAGUGCCCCAUAUUUGUGUACGUUUUCUUUUAACAUUUAGCUUUUGAAGUUCUAGGGAGUCUUUCUCAUUGGAUUUUGCACAGGAUUGGCACUUAGGCAGUGACCACUGUAGGAACUCUCUAUAGAUUCAUACAGGGCAGUAUUUUAACCAGAACUAUGCAAAUGUUCGUGUUACAAAUCUCCUAUUGACAUCAAUGCAGGAUUUAGUGUAAAUUUAGGACCGAUUUUCUCAAGUCUGUUUCACCUUCAGAGGAGAAUUGUUAGUAUUUCUUAUUCAUAGGGAAAGAAACAGUCCUUUCUGAGACUGUUAGUUGAGGAGUUUUCCCUCCCGAGUCCCCAUGCGUGAAUUUAAUCAGCCUACAUUAUGAUAACUGAUCACCACUUUAAAUGUAGAUUUAUCGAUUUAAUUAGUCAAAUUUAGUUAACUAAAUUAAAUCUCUAUACCAGCCAACUCUUUGGCCCCUAACAAUUACAGCACCUUUAAGUAGGACAGUCUGUUUGAUGUAAUAUAGUUAUUGACAAGUUUUGUCCAUGUUAAUACUCAACCAUGCCAAACUAAGCCAGAGUACAUCUUUGAACAGUCUGUCUAUCCUUGGGUUUUAAGUUAGAUCUUUACUUACUCUUAAUUUCACUUCUGGGGAUUGUCAGGCUGCGAUCAGUUUGAGAAUUAUAACUAACUUUCUUUAGGUUGGUUUCUCAGACUGGGUCACGCUUUUUAGGUCAGUGUUUUAAUUGUCAGGGUUAAUGUGAAAAUAUAAGUCUGUAUUUGACUGAAUGGUUAAUUUAUGGCAUCUUAAUUCCUUUAGUUUGUGUCCCUCUAAAUCGCAAUUCAAAUAUUAGAAAGAAAUUUAAUAGCUCUGACGUUUGCAUUUGGUACUAAAAUUAUACUACAGUACAGUGUAUUUAGAAGUUGUGCCAUGUUGUGGACUGUUCAUACUGUCAUGUAUUAAGUUACGUUAAUUGUUGCUCAAUUUUCUUUUCCUGCUGUAGUUAUGCUAAGGAUUAACAAGUUGUCAGUUUCUAAAUCUAUUAAAAAUGUGAUUAGCUGAAACUUCCUGUAUUCUUGUUAUUUUAAAUGACUUACGGCUACACACUCAAGUCUAUUUACAAUAACUACCUUAUAAAUGAAAUCAGUCCCAUUCAUUUCCAUACAUUAGCAGUUUUUCCUCAUCUCAAGAUCUGAGGUUUGAAUGGAUUAAGAGAGACUCUCACAAAGCCAGGAAGGUAUAGAGCAGGGGUAUUCAACUCUUACCAACUCUGGACCUUGAAGCCAGUUCCACAGUUUCACCAGUGGAACUGGUGUUGAGGUUUAGAGUUGAGUUUGAGUGGUAUAGAGUAAUACUAGUGGACCUAACAGUUUCUAAACAUGUUGUGCAUGUUCCACUACAGUGGUUAGACAAGGAUGUUUGAGUCAUAGCUCAACACCCCCCUUUACCAAUGGCAUGAGUGUGUUAGUGAGAAAGAGGACAGACAUCUGAAAAUGGAGGUACUUUAACAGAGACCAGUUCUGUUCUCUUGCUGUUGGUGCCUCCUGUUAGAUGUGAUGUUUGGAGACUAACAUACUGGAAAUUGUGAAACUUAAUGAGAUAAAUAAGAGAAACACAAUUUGUUUCACAUUGUAUUAAUAAAACCUAGUUGACAUUUGUAUGCAGUUAGACAUGCUUUUGGUAAGGAAGUAAAAUAUAGUUUACUGAUAAUGAAUGACGGUCAACAUCACAGAUGUGACUGACCAGACAGAGCAAGAAUACAGAUUUACCAUACACACAGCAUUCUGACAAUAGAAAAACAUCCACACCAAUCAAAAUGCUUUUACUGGAUCAAUCAAUACAAAAUAUCAACAUUAGGCUACAUAAAGAGUGA